Molecule: messenger RNA, 1584 nt
Organism: Cotesia congregata
Lineage: Eukaryota; Metazoa; Arthropoda; Insecta; Hymenoptera; Braconidae
Source: the annotation of a GenBank genome assembly
AUGAAUGAUUCGUUUGCGCACACGAAUAGUUAUCGUCCGGCACCGGAACUAGUCGUGUGCUGCUCUCGAAUAAUCAUUUUACGAUCUCCUCUGUCGGGAGCGGAUGCUCAAUCAAAACCCUUAGACACAGAGAGGAGAUCCUGCUACCGUGAGUCACCAAACAAAAGGCCGCUUAAUAGACGUCAAAGGAUUACGACAUGUCUGCGGCACAAUGCAUUGACUAUUCUUACUAUUUCUGGUGUGGUCGGUGGUAUCGCGAUGGGACUGAUACUGAGAAAUGCACGCAGUGGUUGGACCGAGCGUGAAAUAAUGUAUGUCAACUAUGUAGGUGAACUGUUUCUCAGAAUGCUCAAGAGUUUGAUUCUACCGCUUAUUAUUGCCAGCUUGGUAUCUGCUAUCGGUUCAUUAGAUUUAUCACUCAGUGGUAAAAUCGGAGCACGCGCCAUCACCUAUUACAUGAUAACCACUGUUAGCGCUGUUAUACUCGGUAUUAUACUGGUAAUCACUAUACAGCCAGGGAAGUAUGGUAAAAGUGAUAAUUCAUCAGAAGAUAAUGGCGUUGGUCCUCGAAAUGUUUCUACUGUUGAUACAUUGAUGGAUUUGGUCAGAAAUAUGUUCCCGCCUAAUUUAGUUCAAGCUUGUAUUUCUCAGUACCGCACUGUACUUACAAGACAACCGAAUAAUCCAUCUGGCGAUAUAAAUACAUGGAAAAUAGGAAGUGAAGAUUCUUCAGGAAUGAAUAUAUUAGGUCUGGUAGUGUUUGCAACCGUUCUCGGCAUAACUUUGGGUAAAAUGGGGCCUGACGGAAAGCCGCUGCUGAACUUUUUCGAAGCAUUGUCCUCAGCAAUGAUGAUAAUAACAAACUGGGUAAUCUGGCUGUCUCCAGUUGGUGUACUUUUUCUCGUCUCUUCAAAAGUAUUGGAGAUGAAAUCAUUCGAUGUAAUAUUAGGUCAACUGGGAAUGUAUUUUUUAACAGUAAUAGUAGGACUUGUUAUCCACGGUUUUAUUGUUUUACCUACAAUAUUCUUUAUAAUAACAAGAAAAAACCCAAUAAGAUAUAUUUCUAACAUGGCACAAGCUGUUGCUACGGCGUUCGGUACGUCUUCAAGUUCAGCGACUCUCCCAGUUGCUAUCGGCUGCUUAGAAGAGCGGAAUGGUAUUGACCCUCGAGUAUCACGUUUUGUGAUGCCUAUCGGUGCAACUAUCAACAUGGACGGUACAGCUUUGUAUGAAGCUGUUGCAGCUAUUUUCAUUGCACAAGUUCGUGAAAUUUCAUUGACUUUUGGACAGCUUGCUGCCAUCAGUAUUACUGCAACUGCUGCGAGUAUUGGAGCGGCUGGAAUACCCCAAGCGGGUCUAGUUACUAUGGUAAUGGUGCUCGAUACCGUAGGACUUCCAGCUAAAGACGUUACUUUAAUUAUAGCAAUUGACUGGCUACUGGACCGUUUCAGAACAUCAGUAAACGUUAUUGGUGAUUCAUUGGGCGCAGGAAUAGUUAAUUUUCUUAGUAGAGAUGAGCUAGAAGCAUUGCCACAUCAUGUACAAGCGAAAAAUGGUGCUGAUAAUAACACAACGUCGAUAUGA